GGCGGCGGGCGUCACUUGUCCCAAUGUUUACAUCGGGCGGCGGCCCCUCAGCGAGUCAGCUGGUCACUGUUCAGCAUGGCCUCGCUCCGCUGUGCUCACUUAAUCUUCCGAAAAAAUGUGUUUUCAGUGAAAACUUUCAGAAUUUCACAAAGAACUUUAUGGACGUUAAGUAGGCGUGGGUGGGCGGCGCGGUUUGGAGCCUGUGUUGAUUUGCCCGGCGUGAGGCGCUGCACCACAGACAGCAGCAAGCCUAAGCAGCACAGCCUGGCCGAGGACCUACUGGCUUCCAAGGUGACGCAUGAUGGCCAGGAGUGGCAAGGGGAUCAGUCCAGUGAAAAGACUAAGCAGGAACGAGAGAAAACCUACAGGACCCUAAAGUAUUCCUUCAUAGCCUUUGGCGCCAUGAUGACAAGCAUGGGCGGCUUCCUCAUCUGGUCCUGGGGUGACCCAAAUGUUGACCAGGAUGGCAACAUUAUAGCAGAUGAGUUCUCAGACAUGAACCUGCCAAUGCAAUAUCUCAGACGCACAUGGAAGGGGAUGCACGAAGUCAACAAGAUGAUUCAAGAGCCAUCACGGGAGAAGCUGCUGCCAGACCCACUGAAGGAGCCAUACUUCCAGCCUCCAUACACGCUAGUGAUGGAGCUGCGGGAUGUGCUGGUGCACCCUGAGUGGACGUAUGAAACGGGAUGGAGAUUCAAGAAACGGCCAGGAGUUGAGUUCCUGCUUCACCAUUGUGCACCCCCACUCUUUGAGAUUGUCAUUUACACCAAUGAACAGGGAUUUACGGCAUUCCCUCUCAUUGAUCAUCUGGAUCCCAACAACUAUAUUUGGUACCGCCUCUUCAAGGACUCGACACGCUACGUUGAUGGCAAGCACAUCAAAGAUCUCAACUGUCUCAACCGAGAUCUUAACAAGGUGAUCUUUGUGGAUUGGGACAGCGAUGCCGUCUCAACUCCACCCAAUCACUUGAAGAUUAAACGCUGGGAUGGAAACAUGGAGGACCAAUCACUUCUUGAUCUUGGGUUUAUGUUGCGAACCAUUGCAGAGUCUGAGGUGAGUGACGUACGGGAGGUGUUGAAUUACUACCGCACCUUUGAUGAUCCACUGGCUGCCUUCCGGGAGAACCAGCGCAAGGCCCAUGAGCAGGAGCUGGUCCUUAGCCAAAAGGCAGAAGAAGAACGGCAACAGCGAACCUUUGCAAGCAGUUGGACACCAUCCUUCUUGCGUAAACGCUAGAGUUUAAAAUAUUUCUUCUUUCUUUGGGUCUUGGAUGCCUUCCAGUAAAUGGCUUGACCCCUGGACAUUAGUGACACUGGAAUAGGUGGAAAAUUACAGCAAGGAUGGACAUAGUCUUCACCAGGUUCAGGCAGCCUGUAGCUUUACCAAAGAUGCAUGUAAUGGAAAGAGGGAAUGUGUGGUAACAGUGGCUGCCUGGUGGGGAGAUGAAAAAUGUCAAUAGCUGAAGCUGAAGUGUGAUGGUCAGGAGCAGCUGUGUGUCCCAAUUGUUGCUCCUGAAAGAAAUGUAACUACACAGAAAAAAAAAAAAACUAAUUUCAACAGGGCUGAGGCAGGAACUUUUCUCUGGGCUAGGGCCUGGAGGUGGCAGCAUUAUCACUCAACAAAGUGUUUGCUCUCCAGUGCCUUCCUUCACUCAGAAUUUUUUAUGUUAUUAAUUUCCAGACAGUGCACUGUUAUCCUUGCUGUACACAAAUAGUCCUUGGCAGCAGCUUGGCUGGUUCGGUGGAGUCCACUUUGCCAUAAUUGAUCUCACUGCAUGGCGGACUUUGCCUGACCUGUUGUUGAGCCCAAGCCCCUCCACCUGCUAGGCAGAGGCCACAGUGACAGGCAGGAAGCAAGGAGGGGAAAGUGGAGGGAAAGGUGCACAUCUUCUCUCCCAUUGUGACUCCCUCCCACCUACCCUCCUUAUUUACAUUGUUUGUAAAUAAAUGUGUGCUUUAU
Portunus trituberculatus (swimming crab) is the source of this 1959-nucleotide messenger RNA. RefSeq names its product mitochondrial import inner membrane translocase subunit TIM50-C-like. The coding region runs from base 76 to 1236 and encodes 386 amino acids. NCBI's taxonomy places the organism in Eukaryota, Metazoa, Arthropoda, Malacostraca, Decapoda, Portunidae. Gene Ontology annotation, molecular function: phosphoprotein phosphatase activity. The transcript has 6 exons. The record is from RefSeq and is a predicted model, not a curated record.